Molecule: messenger RNA, 1774 nt
Organism: Eutrema salsugineum
Lineage: Eukaryota; Viridiplantae; Streptophyta; Magnoliopsida; Brassicales; Brassicaceae
Product: organic cation/carnitine transporter 6
Exons: 1
Coding region: 40-1599 (519 amino acids)
Biological process (GO): transmembrane transport
Molecular function (GO): transmembrane transporter activity
Source: RefSeq, a predicted model, not a curated record
AAAACUGAAAAUAAAUAAACAACUCGAAACUAGACGAUAAUGGCUGGUCCAUCAGAACCAUUGUUAUCUCAUCUUGGCUCCGAUGAUCCCCAAGUCCACGGGAAAUCCAGACCCGAAGAAUUAACUUUCGACAAGAUCCUCCAACACAGUCUAUCAGAUUUCGGUUUCUGGCAAUUUUUCCAGACGUUCCUCGUUGGACUCGCUUUGCUCUUCGAUGCUCAGCAGAUAUUCAUCACCGUGUACACAGAUGCAUACCCCACGUGGCACUGUCUAAACCACACGAUCUGCGAUCCUUCUGCUUCCAACAUCUGCAAGCUUCCAAGAUCAGCCUGGGAAUGGGACGGUGGCUCCAAGGGAAGAUACGUCAUUUCAGAAUUCGACCUCGAGUGCUCCAACUCAUUACUCCGAGGUAUGCCUAGCUCUGCUUUUUAUAUGGGUACGAUUGUUGGAGGAUUCGUUUUAGCUUUGAUCCCAGACGAUUUCUUGGGCCGCAAGAAUCUGCUUGUGUUGUCAACAUUUGCAAUGUCACUCACUUCAAUCUCUGUUAUCUUCUCAACCAAUGUAUGGAUUUACGCAUCACUGAAAUUUUUCAAUGGAAUUGCACGCUCUCAAACCUUUUCCUACGCUCUGGUUCUCAUCAGUGAGCGAGUCUCCGCCAGAUGGAGACCGAGAGCUACGAUGAUUCCAUUUACCCUAUUCGUUUUAGGGUUUAUGUCAUUGUCUGGAAUCGCUUACCUUGCUCAAUACUCUUCAUGGAGACUUCUUUAUCUAUACACAUCCAUUCCAGCGAUAUUCUACUGUAUCUUCCUCUAUCUAUUUGCGCUUGAAUCCCCAAGGUGGCUUCACAUGCAAGGCAAUAACUAUGAAGCCAUUGAUGUUCUCAAAAAGAUAUCAUCGAGGAACAUACCCUACUUGGAAUCAGUGAUGUCCAAGUUACCCCUCGAGAUUGAAACCUUCGAACAAGUGCCAAGUAACUCUAUUAAGGACUUAUUCAUCCGGAAGUGGGCAUUUCAGAGGAUUUUGGCUGCUAUGAGCAUAUUGUUUGGUUUGGGAAUGUCGUAUUAUGGAGUUCCUUUAGCAGUUAGAGACAUAGGUGUCAACAUCUACUUGAGCGAAACCCUAAACGCAUUGGUGGAGUUACCUACUUUCGUUAUCACUCCCAUACUAUUGGAGAGAUUCAACAGAAGAAGCUCUGUUCUUUGGAAUGCCUUACUUGGUGGAGCAUCCGGGGUAUUCUGUUUUGUUCUCAGCGUUUUUGGAAAAGCAGAGAUUGCAUUUGCUUUCGAACUUGGGACAUUCUUUUGUUCAAGGAUUGGAUUCAACCUAAUGGUGGUUUAUAUGGUUGAAAUGUUUCCGACUUGUGUGAGGAAUUCCGCAACAAUGAUGUUUAGACAGGCACUUAUUGUUGGGGGAGCUUGUUCUCCGCUAAUUGCUUCAAUUGGAAGAGACGUACCAUCAGUAUCGUUUGCGAUAUUCGGAAUGGCGAUGUCUUUAGGAUUGUUCGUUUUGAUUCUGCCUGAGACAAAAGGAUUAAGUCUCUGCGAUUCAAUGGAAGAACAAGAAAUGAGAGAGCAAGCCUUAAACACUAGCCGUUGUUGAGAGUUUGUUAUGAGGUGGCAGUGGAAGAAAACAAAGAAGAAAGUAUCAGCUCUGAGUCAUCUUUUGUUCAUUAAAAAUAAGUAUCGUGUGUUCUUCUUAAUAUUCAUGCUUUGGGGCCUCUAUCAGUUUGUUUAGCUUAUAGAUUAUCCAUUGAAAACAAGUAUCGUUUGUCGUC